GUCCCGGCCACAUACAUUAAUGAGGUCCCGGCCACAUACAUUAAUGAGGUCCCGGCCACAUGCAUUAAUGAGGUCCCGGCCACAUACAUUAAUGAGGUCCCGGCAACAUACAUUAAUGAGGUCCCAGCCACAUACAUUAAUGAGGUCCCGGCCACAUACAUUAAUGAGGUCCCGGCCACAUACAUUAAUGAGGUCCCGGCCACAUACAUUAAUGAGGUCCCUGCCACAUACAUUAAUGAGGUCCCGGCAACAUACAUUAAUGAGGUCCCGGCAACAUACAUUAAUGAGGUCCCGGCCACAUACAUUAAUGAGGUCCUUGCCACAUACAUUAAUGAGGUCACUGCAACAUACAUUAAUGAGGUCCCGGCAACAUACAUUAAUGAGGUCCCGGCCACAUACAUUAAUGAGGUCCUUGCCACAUACAUUAAUGAGGUCACUGCAACAUACAUUAAUGAGGUCCCUGCCACAUACAUUAAUGAGGUCCCGGCAACAUACAUUAAUGAGGUCCCGGCAACAUACAUUAAUGAGGUCCCGGCAACAUACAUUAAUGAGGUCCCUGUCACAUACAUUAAUGAGUCUGUGAACAUGCCCAGUCUAAGGGACAGUCUGUGA
This is a messenger RNA of Candidula unifasciata, 612 nucleotides long. The record is from the annotation of a GenBank genome assembly. Lineage: Eukaryota; Metazoa; Mollusca; Gastropoda; Stylommatophora; Geomitridae.